Messenger RNA from Rhodamnia argentea, 1311 nucleotides. RefSeq lists its product as uncharacterized. NCBI's taxonomy places the organism in Eukaryota, Viridiplantae, Streptophyta, Magnoliopsida, Myrtales, Myrtaceae. The record is from RefSeq and is a predicted model, not a curated record. Bases 1 to 1311 code for a protein of 436 amino acids. The transcript has 3 exons.
AUGGCGUGCGAUUUGACGACGGCGAUAGUGACCGGGGUAGCGACGGAAACCUUCAAAGGUGAGGGAUGUGAAGAAGUCAACUAUGCCACGUGUGAUAGUAGGAGUGCUAAAGGUAUUGAAGAAGAUGGGUUUACCAUAAUUGAUCUUGAUGAGUUAUAUGGAAGAAAUGCACGAUGUGUAGAAGGUAGCUCAAUACGGAGCGUUAUAGAGGUUGGAGACAUUAGCUUGAACGCAAAUACAUCAUCCGAUAAUGCAGAUUUCUUGAAUAUGGAUAGUCAAUUUGAGUAUACUCAUCCCGAGUUCAAUGCCGAUGUGGAUAUGGAGAAUCCUACCUUCAAAUUAGGAAUGUGCUUUAGCAAUGCUAAGGAGUUUAGAGAAGCAAUUAAGAAUUAUGCCAUAAAAAAUGGGAGACGGGUGAGGUUUGCUAAGAAUGCACCAAAUAAGGGGGAGCACACUUUACAAGUUAAAACCUUCAAUCCCGUACAUAAAUGUAAUAGAGCUCUACAUGUUCCUCAAGUAAGCUCUAAAUGGUUAGCAAACAAAUAUUGUGAUCGGUUGAGGAACAAUCCAACAUGGCCAGGUGCUUCAAUGAAGAAAACAAUGGAGUCUGAGAAUGUUUUGAAGCUAUCCAGGACAAUGGUAUAUAGAGCUAGGGCUACAGCAAUGAGUAUGGUCAUAGGGAAUGAGCAAGAGCAAUUUCAUAUGCUUAGAAGUUAUUGCCAAGCACUUCUUGAUUCCAAUCCAGGAUCCGCUUGUGUAAUCAAGAGUGAGCAAUGCCAGGACCAAUCCAAGUUUAGAGGAGUCUACAUAUGUCUAGAUGCAUUGAGGAGGGGUUUUCUAGAAGGAUGUAGGCGCUUUGUAGGGUUUGAUGGUUGUCAUUUGUCAUCGGGCUACAAGGGUAUACUUCUAGCAGUUGUAGGCCUAGAUGGAAACAAUCAAAUGUAUCCAUUUGCAUGGGCGGUUGUGGGACAAGAAACAUACGAAACAUGGCACUGGUUUAUUAGUAUGAUGGCAGAAGAUCCGGGGAUCACGGACCCUACAAAUUCCAAGUAUUGGACUUUCUUGUGUGAUAAGCAGAAGGGAUUAGUGCAAGCACUAGCAAAUUUGAUGCUUGAAGCAGAACACAGAUUUUGCUUGAGGCAUCUUUAUGAGAAUUUCAGGCUGCGUCACAAAGGAAUGGAACUUAAACGUUUGGUUUGGAAGGCUGCCAUGGCAACUAGGGUGUGUGAUUUCAACUUGGCAAUGGAAGAGCUUAAGGCGGUCGAUGAAAAAGCUCAUGAUUGGUUAUCCCAAAGGCCUCCAGUGCAAUGA